CUAUAAUAAGUUAAUAACUGAUUAAUUUAACGAUGUAAUGUAAGUAUGCAGCGAUAAAUCCAUUUCACGUGCAGAUCACUGUCCAUUCUUGUAUCCUUUAUAACCUCAAAAGGCUCUUCACUAAGAGGAUCCAACACUUUUUGUUUAUGUUCAUUUUCCUCCUUAAAAUUCUAUGUUAUGUGUUUGCCUGAGGCAGAGAGAAACAGAGAGAUGGCACUAGAAGCAGUGGUGUAUGAUCCACAAGCACAAGACCCUUUUGGUUAUGGAUUCAAAGACUUGUACAACUGCAACUUUCUGGCUGAUACUACCAACUGGGGCUAUGAAAAACUCAACCUUGAGAAAGAUGAUAAGCAAAUAGAGAAUUACCCUUAUGGAGAUUGGAGUAGCUCCACCACCUCUUCAAUGUUACCCCACAUGAAUGAGCUUCAAGAAACCACUGACCCCAGCAACACUUCAAAUUUUGCUUCAGCUAGGCCUAAGAGGCGCAGAGCCAGAAGUAGAAAGAACAAGGAAGAAAUUGAGAACCAGAGAAUGACUCACAUUGCUGUGGAGCGAAAUAGAAGAAAGCAGAUGAAUGAGUAUCUCUCUGUUCUUCGCUCUCUCAUGCCAGAAUCAUACAUCCAAAGGGGUGAUCAAGCUUCUAUAAUUGGAGGGGCUAUUAACUUUGUUAGAGAGCUUGAGCAGAGGUUGCAAUUUCUUGGUGCUAAGAAAGAAUCAGAGGGGAAAUCUGAGAAUGAAGCUGCAACUGCAAGCAUGCCUUUUUCUGAGUUCUUCUCUUUUCCCCAAUACUCAACAAGUGCUAGUGGUUGUGAUGAUUCUGCAGCCAUAGGUGAGCAUGUUGGUGGGGUUCAAUCUGGCAUUGCUGAUAUAGAAGUGACAAUGGUGGAAAGCCAUGCAAAUCUCAAAAUAAGAUCCAAGAAGCGCCCAAAGCAGCUCUUAAAGAUGGUCACUGGUUUGCAUACUAUGCGCCUCACAAUCUUGCACAUGAAUGUGACAACAACUGGUGAAAUUGUCCUCUACUGUCUCAGUGUUAAGGUAGAAGAAGAUUGCAAGUUGGGAUCAGUGGAUGAUAUAGCUGCAGCUGUAUACCAGAUGUUGGAUAGGAUUCACCAAGAGGCAAUGCUGAAUUAAGAUCCAACCUUGACCAAAUUUGCCUCAUUUGGUUUUUUUACCUCAUGACCUUAUUCAUGCCAUGGAAGAUUAUCACUCUUAUCUUUCAAGAUGUACCUAAUCAUUGCAAAGUGAUUUGUUCAUCCUUAGUUGAUCUACUGAUGGUGCCUUGCUGUGGGAUCCUUGGAGGAAGUUUUUUUGGUGUAUUCCUUCUUAUGUAUGUCUUCAUAGCUAGCUCCUUUUGAUCUCUCUGCUUUUUCUUUAUGAUCUGGUAGAGAAGGUUGUGGUAUGUUAUGCUUGAGAUAUAUCUAAGUUCUUGGUCAAUUCUGCCUACCUUGCUCUGAAAUUGGUAGGUCCUGUCUACCUCAACCAUUAAGCCAAAUUAUCAAGCUGAAUUUGAGAUUUUAUCAAAAUAACAUUGAAUGAAAAUGAGAGCCAUAGAUAUUGGCUAUUGUCACA
Molecule: messenger RNA, 1569 nt
Organism: Lotus japonicus
Lineage: Eukaryota; Viridiplantae; Streptophyta; Magnoliopsida; Fabales; Fabaceae
Product: transcription factor bHLH94-like
Exons: 3
Coding region: 178-1131 (317 amino acids)
Biological process (GO): regulation of transcription by RNA polymerase II
Molecular function (GO): protein dimerization activity; DNA-binding transcription factor activity, RNA polymerase II-specific; RNA polymerase II cis-regulatory region sequence-specific DNA binding
Source: RefSeq, a predicted model, not a curated record